CGUUGCGCGGAUGCAGGGCAAGGGCUACAAGGGCCGAGGAAGGACGGCCGCUGUGGCGGCGAUCGCAAACAAGCAAGAUGUAGGUGAAUUCAACAACGCAGCAGCAACCGUCUUGGUAGAAGACAUGGAGUCGAUCGCAGAUGAGUGUGCAGACGCGAUGAUCCUGCAGUACUUCAUGGACUUUACCGACGACAACAAAGUGGAGGAGGCUGUGGUGGCCGAGGUUCCAGAGGAGCGGUCGCCGCCCAAGGAAGCAGCAUCAAAUGAAGAGGAUUCAUUGAGGAGGCUUAAGGAGAAACAGAACAAGCAUCGCUUGAACAACAUUCGCCACCGUCAACGAAAGCAGAGCGAGAACGACCACCUGCGCACCGAAGUGGUGGAACUCGAAGACAAGUUGAACGCCCUCAAGGCAAGUAGUGCGCGCCGAGGGGACCAUCGAGGCAAGCGAGACGAGUCGGCUAUUCGACAGCUCAAGGAACAGUCGCAAGCGGAGAAACGCAAGCGCACCGACACCGAAGACGAGCACGGGAUCUUGCUGCGGACCGUGCAUUCGCAGCGCGACCUCAUUCAAAUGUACUUUAAGCGCAUCACCGCCACCCAUUGCAUGCAUUCAAGCCACGUGAUCCUCGAAAACGAACCUUUCCUCAUGUACACGCUGAUGGGAUGCCGCGAUGUCCGCGCCAACGGGUACGACUGGAUCAUGGGCCAGAUGAAGCGCAAGAUGGACGUGGCACUCACGUACUUGCAUUCGUAUGUGGGCAACCACAUCGAAGAAGACACCAAGAUCUACUUGGGCCACAACACGGUGGACCUGGUACGCAAUCACAUUUGGACGUUUCCGGCGCAGCAGGUCGCGCAGUCCAGCUGGGACUCGUUCACGCGCAUCCAGUCGGACCCGACGGCCGCCCGCAAGACGCUGCGCCUCGAAGAAAUCGACGCCAACACGUUUUACACGCGCAUUAUUAUCGACGACGGCAUCGUGCGCGGCAAGCCGCUGACCCUCAACAUGCUCCAGAGCCGGUUCAUGGAGGGUAAUCGAUCGGUCAUUGCGUUUCGAACAAUCAGCGAAGACAACUUGUACCCCAUCGAGUCGAAUGGCAUGUGCGAUCUCAGUAUCGCGGGAUGGCUGUCGUUUGAGCCGAAUCCGGACGGCACGACCCACGCCAGAGUGUUUGUCAAGUUCCGGACCGACCAUUCAAAUGGCCAACAGACGGGGGAGUUGCUGAGCAACGCGGACGACGACGCCACGAACCACGACCUGACGGCCUCCCGAUUUAAGAACCGAAAAACCCAGGCCAACCAGUGGAUCAUGAGCGUCAUUUCCAAGAUGUUCACGGCGGUCAACGGCACGACGAGGCAGUCCCUUCGCGCGCCCCCGCCCGCCACCACGAGCCUCACAGUGCUCAAGAAGCACGACGCGUUGAGAGAUGUGUCCACGAUCGGCGCGUGAUAUUAUAAACUAGGAGUCGUUGUUAGGGUGGAAUACUAUAUAUUAUAUAUAUACAGCGUGUAAAUAAAUAUCUGUCG
Molecule: messenger RNA, 1527 nt
Organism: Aphanomyces astaci
Lineage: Eukaryota; Oomycota; Saprolegniomycetes; Saprolegniales; Verrucalvaceae
Exons: 5
Coding region: 11-1450 (479 amino acids)
Source: RefSeq, a predicted model, not a curated record